Messenger RNA from Oppiella nova, 1254 nucleotides. The record is from the annotation of a GenBank genome assembly. NCBI's taxonomy places the organism in Eukaryota, Metazoa, Arthropoda, Arachnida, Sarcoptiformes, Oppiidae.
AUGAUCUGGAUUUACAUCAGGGUAUAUCCCGUGACCCAAAUUAGCGAUAUAUCGUUGAGUUCCAAAGCUUUCGACCAUCUCUUUGACCAUAAGAUCGAUUUGUUUGAUGACUAUAUGCUACAGAUGUCGACAAUGUUUGUUGAAUUAAUGAAUGGAAACAGACAGACAAUGGAUAAUACAUUUCCAGUUCUUAAGAAUGAUCUGAUGGUGAGGGCAGCGAAUGGUGUGAAGACCGAAAGAGUGCCGGUUUGGGUGAUGAGACAGGCCGGCAGGUAUUUACCAGAGUUCCAACUCUUCAGACAAAAGCACGACUUCUUCGACAUCUGUCGCUCCCCUGAGUUGGCCUCAGAGGUGACUCUAAUGCCGAUCCGACGUUUCGAUUUAGACGCGGCCAUCAUUUUCUCAGACAUUCUGGUCAUACCUCAGGCCUUGGGAAUGGAGGUGCAAAUGGUUGGAGGCGUCGGACCCGUUCUGCCCACACCUCUCACUAAACCCGAAGACAUUAAGACAUUACUUAAACUUGACAUCGAUGUGGAGAAAGAGUUGGAUUAUGUGAUGAAAGCUAUAACUCUAACCCGACAUAAACUGGAGGGUAAAGUGCCUCUGAUUGGCUUCUCGGGCGCGCCGUUCACUCUAAUGGCUUAUAUGAUAGAAGGCGGCGGAUCCAAGACAUUGGCUAAGACUAAGAAGUGGUUGUAUCAAUACCCUGACGAGAGUCUCCAACUAUUGGAUGAGUUAACUCAUGUUAUCAUCGCGUAUUUGGUGGCUCAGGUCAAGGCCGGCGCUCAGUUGCUACAAGUGUUUGAGUCAAACGCCGGCUUUUUAGGCCCAAAACAGUUCAACGAGUUUUCCCUCCCAUUCCUCAACAAAAUCAGUGAAGGUGUGAAACAAGCCCUAAAUGAUCUGAAAGUUCCAACGGUUCCUAUGAUUGUAUUCGCCAAAGACGCUCAUAUGGCCAUUGAAUCGCUCAGUCAUUCGCAAUACGAUGUCAUAAGCGUUGACUGGGCUAUAGAGCCGUCGAGAGCGCGAUCUUUGGCCGGCAAUUCAGUGACUCUUCAGGGGAAUCUGGAUCCCUGUGCUCUCUAUAGUGAUGUCAAACAAAUCGAUCUUAUGGUCAAAGAGAUGGUCGAAAGCUUUGGAACUCAACGAUAUAUCGCUAAUUUGGGUCACGGGAUAUACCCUGAUGUAAAUCCCGAUCAUUUAGCCGUUUUUGUCGACUCCGUUCACAAAUAUUCACAAACGACUGACAUUUAA